GUGAGCUUUCGACUUAGUUGGACGUGGAGUAUACUUUCUGUCAAACGAUUUCGUGUGGAACGGUCAUUCGAUACGACCUGUCAGGUUCGCAGCUUUAACUUGGAACGAGCUCUCUCUGUUUGGGAAUUUGCAUUGGUAGUAGCUGAACUAUCGAUGUCUGAUGUUUGAAUGACGCUAAAAUCGCUCAACAUGAAGGGACCGUCGAGUUUACUACCGUUGCUGUUCGUGCUCGUGUUCGUUGGUGAUCAGCUGCACGGUUCCGCCGGAAGUCCAACGCAGAUGCAGAUGGUUGCCCGACCGCGCUAUCCCAGGAAAGACAGCUACGUGGCGUACAAUAUUCACAAGAAUUUCAAAGCUCGAGACGUCAACGCACUGGACUCGUUACAAGCGCGGAAGGCCAUGAUCGAUGUUAAGCAGACGAUUGCCGAAGUUGAGCGGCUGCUAGCUCUGGACCCUACUCUCCCGCGGUUAACAAAGGGAGAAAUCGAGGAACUGUUUGAAAAUGUCACGAGAGAAGAGUUGGCGAAAUCACUUCGCGAAGGCGAUCAAAACCGUGCACAGCACAUGCGAGCGCUGAUGCUGGUACUACCGUACCAUACCAACAAUAUGAACCCGGAUAAUCUGCAGGAUAUUUACACGCUACCACCGGUUACCAAGGUGAUUGGUGUUGAAGGUAUCCCAAAGCAUACUAGCACAGAAGUACUGGGAGGAUCGAUUGGAAUCACUCCAGCUAAGCAGAUCGCAACCACACAGACGACGACAACGACUACGUCGACGCCAACCCAAUUUCCAAUAUUCCGACAUCGGAGUACAACGCAGACAGCGAGCAGAAAACCCGUCUCGACAACACAGGUCCCAAUUACGACGAUCCGUUUCAGUACUCCAAAGCCAACUACGUUCCAUCCGGCGUUGCAGAAUAUAAUUCGUGAAGAUUCAAAGCCUGCGGCCACGACGGCAGAACCAAGUAAAGCUGCUGAAAUAAAUGAGAUUCUAGCAGCGAUAGGAUUCGGCAAUGGACCACUGCCAUCUUUCAAGCCUCUUCCCGUGGGAAUGACCACACCAGUUGAAAUGGCCAGAACGACACCGAAGGUGCCAUUCAAUCCGCCGAGCAGUGCUGAAUCCAGCGAAGAACUAAAAACACUACUCCGCUCAUUUGGACUGUUGAAUGACAGUGAAGAGACGGUUGGCAUCACAUCGAUCCCGCCAGUUGAGUUCCAUCAAAUCCCGGAAUAUUUGUCCGAUGCACAACCAUCUCAUCUGAUCCACAAUGAAGGUCCGAAGGUGGAAGAGUUGGAACCGGAACCUCCGGCUAUGGCAAAACCUGACAUCAGACCGGAUGACUUCGUGGCUUUCAAACCACUGCCCGAUGAUGCACCCCUGUUGAACGGUGAUCUGAAUCAGCUGUUGAAAUCUUUCGGACUGUUGGAUAACGGUGAUCGGAAGAAGAAAUCAAUGAAGUCGGAAACGACGGCAGCACCGGACGUGGCGCCAAUGAAUGACGUGCCGAUGAUCGACAAAGAUUUGGUUCCGCAGAUGGCUACGUUGCUGGAUACGCUAGGGAUUCAAACAAUGAAAAAGGAACGCAGUGGACGGAAGUUCGAAACAAAGAAGAAUUCCAAUGGGAUAGAACCGAAGACGAAUGGAGUUUCAACCAAAACGAAGAAGACAAUCGAUAACGAGGACUACCGUAAAUUAGAACAGUUAUGGGAAACGAUUCGAGAAUUGGAGAAACUCAACAUUAAUCUCACAGAUGAUUCUCUGGAUGCUCUCAAUCUCCGGAACUACAACCUGAGUGAGUCAUUGCUUGCGCAAGGACCAAACCCGUUGGAAAACGUGGAACUAAUGCGCACGAACGAAAUCAAGAAGCGUCAGCAGCCGAACCAGCAAAAGAAACCAGAAGAACCUAUCAGAAUCUCCUUGGAUUUAGGAGAGAGCAAUUCUUCCUCCACCACGCCUGCCAGCAGCGUAAACUCCCGCCAAGUAGAAAUCAUUUCCACUACCACGAACAGUACCACAAUUCUGGACGUAGAGUCCGACGCUGAUCCACCAAGUUCAACCCGAUCAUCAUCAUCCGCAUCAACAUCAUCACCAGCAUCGACAUCGAAACCGGAAUCAUCUAACAGCGGAUCGGAAUCGGCCCGAAUACACGAAGCCUACGAUGACUCCUUCGGUGGAUACGAUGUGGACCCGGUGGCUCAGCAACCACUGCCUCAGCCCAGUCGCAAUGGAUUCUACUUCCUGGCGGAUUGGAACUCGUUUCUGGAGGUCGGUGAAGAUCCCAACAAGGUGGUUAUUAAUUUCCGACCGCGAGCUGGUGAUCCCGCUCGGUUCCUCCCGGUUAAUGUGCCGUAAGUGAGCGGUUAGAAGCCGACCGCCUACCGGACUGCACAGCCAUCAAGGAUUUUUUGUCUAUAUUGUGCCAGCGCUGGAGUGGAGCAAAAGGCAAACCGCAGCGGUUGGGUUUGAAAUGAUUUGGCAUUUUGUGUUUUUUCGUCUGACACGUACACAUCGGGUAACUUAUAAACUAUGUGUUGAGAACGAACGACGGGGGAAGUGACUAUUCUUUACGUAUGAUUAAAUAAAAUUAAAAUCAGGGGUUUGGUAACCAUAACUAAUAGUCGUAGGUACUUGAUUAAGAUUAGGUUUUUUUGCAGUAGGAUAGGUGCAAUAAGAUUUUCGGGAUAUACAAGUUAUUGAUCGGCUAAAGGUUCGAUAGAGUUUAGACAAAAUUUUAAUUCAAGCAAUAAGUAGGAAUUUUGUAUAUGUUACUAACUGAAGAACCAGUGAGAGAUACCGUUUCUGUAAAUAAAUAGAUUGUAGAGCUCGUAUUUAUUUGUACAUUUGUUAGACCAACCGGGUGACAUAGAGUGUGACA
This is a messenger RNA of Topomyia yanbarensis, 2875 nucleotides long. RefSeq lists its product as uncharacterized. The record is from RefSeq and is a predicted model, not a curated record. Lineage: Eukaryota; Metazoa; Arthropoda; Insecta; Diptera; Culicidae. The transcript is spliced from 4 exons. Bases 169 to 2352 code for a protein of 727 amino acids.